UCAUAUAAACUCUAGGAGGACGCUAGAAUCUUAGCCGAUUCUAUGACAUCUUCUAAAUCACUUCCAGAAGACUUAUGACACCCAUUUUGUUCGAUUUAGGCCAAUUUUGGGUAUAGUGCGUGCCGCUGUCACUUGCUAGCUUCCGCUUUACUUCUCUGUCAUCAUGUUUCAUUAUCCUCAAGUCAUUUCUAGAAACUCCUUGAUACUUUUCGUUUCAAAAAUUGGACAUUGAUAUUCUCCCUAUUCGAUGUUGAUGCGAAUUUUCCGAAUUUUGUGAUUAUUUAUUCGCCGACCAUGGCGGCUCAGUCCAUAUCACCUUCAGAUGCAGAAGCACACAUCGCCAAGAUUAGGCAUGAUAAAGGACUGUCUGAAAACAAUCCUCCCGGCCAUAAUGUCGCUGAUUUGGAGAACGCUUUAACAACACUGUCGGAGCAGCUGUAUCAAAGUUCGACACAUUUCUUGCUCGAGCUAAUUCAAAAUGCGGACGAUAACUCAUACGAUUCCAAAGUACUGCCCAGCGUACAAUUUACAUACGAAAAUGGGGGUCUUCGAGUGGACUGCAACGAGGUUGGAUUCUCACCCCGAAACGUGGAGGCGCUCUGCAGAGUUGGUCAAAGUACCAAGAAGGGUGGAGACAACGCAACACGCUAUGUAGGAGAAAAGGGCAUCGGCUUCAAAUCUGUCUUCAAAGCUGCGGAUAUUGUGUGGAUCUCUUCAGGACAUUACUCCUUCAAAUUCGACAAGAGCAAACCGUUGGGGAUGAUUGCACCCAUCUGGUGCGAUUUCCCAGCGCCAAUCAAACCUGGAUGGACGUCUCUAUACCUGCAGCUUUCGAAAAGCUAUAAUCGACGAGGUCUUCUGGACGAACUUCGAUCGCUAGACUCGAGACUUCUCAUCUUCCUACGACGGAUCCGAAGUAUAACAAUAUCCAUCUCAGAAUCCCUUCGCCUACCCUGGAAAAGCAGCUUCUUUCGUGCUGAAAUUGGGAAGGAUCUCAUUCGACUUACGGAGAAUAACAGAACAUGUGAUUACAUCAUCAGACGACACCAGGCACCAACUAGGUUCUUCACAGCGUACGACAAAGAAAUCUCAUUCAAAUCGCUACGCCAGAUCGCAAAGGAUGAAAGCACUACUGAGUCUACCGCGCGACGCUGGCUUAAGCAACGUGAAAAUAUGGGUAUCUUAGCUUAUCGACAUACACGCGGGAGAUCAGGCAAGCUUGGAAAGCCCUCAAAAGUCACAAAAGCUAUGUGUAAGAAGCUAGUCGAUCCGGCUAGAAAUCCUGUCCGAAAUCAGCCGUACGAAGCGCAAAUUGCCUAUCACAAAAUUCCUUGUAAGAAGCGCCACUUACAACACAAGCUUAAAGAGUAUACCAAUGGUGGUCAGUUUUAUAAGUGUGCAUUUGUCAAAAAGGAAAUCUCGGCCAGGAAUAAGGACGAACGGGUAGCUUAUGCACAUAAGCAUAAGGACAAGACAAUGGAAGACUUUUGGUCUUAUAUAUUCUUUACCGAUGAAGCACAUAUUGACCCUUCGGCACAAUAAGCUCCUGGGAUACUUAGAGAGCUUGGGACACGGUACGAUGAUGAGAAUAUUGUGGAGAGAGGAGAGAGGAAGGGAGUCAAGUUU
Mollisia scopiformis is the source of this 1626-nucleotide messenger RNA. RefSeq lists its product as uncharacterized. The record is from RefSeq and is a predicted model, not a curated record. The transcript has 3 exons. NCBI's taxonomy places the organism in Eukaryota, Fungi, Ascomycota, Leotiomycetes, Helotiales, Mollisiaceae. Bases 295 to 1542 code for a protein of 415 amino acids.